GGCGCUUGCCAGCAGCCCAGAUGCAUCUGAGACUCUUGGCGUUUGUGAUGUCCUUUUUGUGUGAGGUGGUCCGGGUGGGGUCCGGCGUCCUGCAGAAGCAGAGCGCUCCCACGGAGACAUCAGGCGACCGCAAGAGCUGUCUGGAGUGCUCGAAGGACAACGGCUGCAUUCGCUGCCAGAAGGGCUUCGUCCUGUUCCUGCAGAGGAAGGGGAUGUCCCACCACGGGACGUGUCUCCAGUUGUGCCCCGCUGGACACUUUGAACAGAAGGGCAGGGACGGGAACCACUGCAUGAAGUGCCGCUCCUCAGACUGCGAGCACUGCUUCAGCCGGGACUUCUGCACAAAGUGUAAAGUGGGCUUCCAGCUGCACAAAGGCAAAUGUCUGACCCGCUGCCCGGAGGGAACCAUCGCCCGGCAGGCCGACUGCUCCGAGGACUGCCCCCCCGCCGCCCGGGGGGCGUGGAGCGAGUGGAGCGUCUGCGCCCGGGACGGCGCCACCUGCGGGUUCCGAUGGGGGAAGCAGACCAGGACCCGGGAGGGCGUCCAGCCCGACAAGGACACCUCCCUCUGCCCGUCGGAAAGCGAGACGCAGAGGUGCAGGAUGAAGAAAAAAUGUCCCACAG
Molecule: messenger RNA, 624 nt
Organism: Austrofundulus limnaeus
Lineage: Eukaryota; Metazoa; Chordata; Actinopteri; Cyprinodontiformes; Rivulidae
Gene: rspo4
Product: R-spondin 4
Source: RefSeq, a predicted model, not a curated record